This is a messenger RNA of Stegastes partitus (bicolor damselfish), 1252 nucleotides long. RefSeq lists its product as uncharacterized. The record is from RefSeq and is a predicted model, not a curated record. Bases 103 to 891 code for a protein of 262 amino acids. The transcript is spliced from 3 exons. NCBI's taxonomy places the organism in Eukaryota, Metazoa, Chordata, Actinopteri, Pomacentridae.
GGAUGAAGGGAGGAGCUAAACUGGGACUCAAGUACAGAAAACACACAAACUUUCACAGUGGAGUUUGAUCCAGAAAACAGACAGAUUGUCUUCAUCUUCAAGAUGCUGUCAGUGAACUUGAGUCUGUUUGUCAAUUUGUUUCUGCUCACAAUAAGAGAGUGUAAAGGAGAAGAUAAAGUGAUUCAGCCACCAGGAGAUGUCAUUGCUGUUGAAGGAGACACAGUUAUACUGGGAUGUACUUUUGAGACCAGUGACCCAAGUCCAGCUCUCUUCUGGUACAAAGAGGAAGUAAAUGAGUUUCCAAAGUACAUUUUAAGACGUGGUGGUUAUGGAGAUGAUAAUGCUCCAGAGUUCCAUAAAGGCAGAUUUGAUGCUCAAGCCAACAAGACAUCAGUUCCUCUGAAGAUCCAGAAGCUUCAGCUGUCUGACUCUGCUGUGUACUACUGUGCUCUGNAGAUGCUGUCAGUGAACUUGAGUCUGUUUGUCACUUUGUGUCUGCUCACAAUAAGAGAGUGUAAAGGAGAAGACAAAGUGAUUCAGCCACCAGGAGAUGUCAUUGCUGCUGAAGGAGACACAGUUACAUUGGACUGUACUUUUGACACCAGUGAUCCAAGUCCAGCUCUCUUCUGGUACAAGCAAGAAGUAAAUGGUUCUCCACAGUAUAUGAUGAAAAGUUACUCAAAGUCUGUGGAAAAAGCUCCAGAGUUCCAGGAAGACAGGUUUCAUACUGGAAUCCAGGAUAAGUCAGUUCCUCUGAAGAUCCAGAAGCUUCAGCUGUCUGACUCUGCUGUGUACUACUGUGCUCUGAGGCCCACAGUGACAGGAAACAGCAAAACUCUGUACAAGAACCUUUGGAGCAAAUACAACAGAAAAUUCCACAACAUCCACUAGAGGGAGACACACUCUGAUACACUUGGUUCACGUCACCUCUCAUAGCUCUGUGUGUUUCUGACUUAUUAUUAUUUUCUUUGCUCAAGUUUAGAGUUCAACAUUUCACUGAUAUAAAUCUCCCUGAUAGCUGGAGCUUUUCAUUUUCCAACAGGAAGUCAUUUGAGAUGCAAACUGGAUCUGAAAAGUGAGAUAUAAAGAAUGUUUGAAAUUACAGUUUCAAACAGUAUCGGUGGACUUUUGUGAAGCAAAAUCUGUUUAAAAAAAAAUUCUUUAAUGGCAUUUUGACAAAUUUGACAAAUUUCUUAGUGACAUUUCUGUAAAGAACAUCACCUCCACAUAAAAUAAACCACACUGAAGUAAA